CCGGACCGUGCAGCGUGUCUUUUUGCCGCCAUGCAGGGCGCCUGGUCUCACUUAGGUCCGCUGCGGUGGACGCCUUACGUCAACAAAGAGGUCAAGGUGACGGCGGGAAAAGAUGAGGUGUUUGGCGGCUGGCUGCUGACUGUAGACCCCGUGACUGCCAGCCUGGUCCUGGUGCAGCUGCGCUCGGUGGGCGGAGCCAGCGUGCAGGUGGUGAUGGGGCAGGCGGUGCAGCAGGUGGAGGUCCUCCAGGAAGCAGACCCAGGCACCGCCCGCCGGCUGCACUCGCUCUUCCCGCCCCCCGGGCCGGGCGCCAUGGAGCCCGGGGAGCGUGUGCGGCGGCGCUGCAGGGUGCGGCGCUGGCUGGAGAAGAACCGCAUCCCCGUGGAGGAGGAGGGGGAGGAGCUUAAAGUCGCGGGGGUGCUGACCAUCGCCACUCCGUACGGACCCGACGACUGCAGCGGCGGCAACGAGAUCAUCUUGGACCGCAUUCAAAAACUGCUGCGGCAGCUGGACACUUCCUGCUGCUGACAAAAUAAAAGCACUUUGCAAGCA
Nerophis ophidion (straightnose pipefish) is the source of this 552-nucleotide messenger RNA. It is a transcript of the gene gemin6, whose product is annotated as gem (nuclear organelle) associated protein 6. Gene Ontology annotation, cellular component: nucleus; SMN complex. The transcript is spliced from 2 exons. The record is from RefSeq and is a predicted model, not a curated record. Gene Ontology annotation, biological process: spliceosomal snRNP assembly; spliceosomal complex assembly. The coding region runs from base 31 to 528 and encodes 165 amino acids. Lineage: Eukaryota; Metazoa; Chordata; Actinopteri; Syngnathiformes; Syngnathidae.